Schistosoma margrebowiei is the source of this 666-nucleotide messenger RNA. NCBI's taxonomy places the organism in Eukaryota, Metazoa, Platyhelminthes, Trematoda, Strigeidida, Schistosomatidae. The record is from the annotation of a GenBank genome assembly.
AUGUUCUUGCUGAGUGGUGACGAAGGUAUGGACUUUGAUCAAAUAUCCAAGUCAUUUCCAAUAACCUCCCAAGGUGCUGAAAAGCUUUUUGGGAAUAAAUCGUCACCUAUUUUACAAAAGUCGGGGGACAUCAGUUGGCUUUUAAAGCACGAUUCUCGCGUUAUUGAACGCUGGAAUCAUUUGCUUUUGUUCCUGAACCGGAUUUAUCGUGGAGCUGAUGAUGUUUCGGAAUCUUCUGUUUUUGACAUGAUACCUAGUGGUCUAGCAUGGUUAUGUACAAACGCAAAAAUGAAUCUUCUAAUGUACGCAGACGGAAAUCCUGAACUUCCUUUCCCGAAAAGACAUGAAAUCGUGAAAAAGGAUCAUUCAUAUGGUCAUUUUGAGAUGUAUGCUGCAAUGUUUAGCAGUAUGCCUAAAGAUGAACUUUGUGAUCAGUAUACGCAACAUGUUCUCAAUCUUCGUAAAUUUGUCGAAACUUUUCAGAAACUUAAAAAUUCUCCACCCCAAAAUGUCCCAUUUUCAGGUGACUAUCACUCUCCACGGCUUUACAAAUAUUUGUUACGUUGUGCAACUGCUGUUAACUCAAAAUGUAAUAAUCAAAGAUCAAUUUCUCUUCCAAAUAAUGUAAAGCUCCGUGACUAUUACACUAGUCAAAAAAUAAAAUAA